AUGGAGUGGGACCUGGUGUGCGGCUCGCGCUGGAAGGUGCCGCUGGAGCAGACCACGCACCUGCUGGGCUGGGCGCUSGGCAGCGUCCUGGCCGGGCUGGCGUGUGACAGGCUCGGCCGCCGUCCCGCCUUCGUGGGCGCCCUGGCGCUGGCCGUGCCGCUGGGGCUCAGCGUGGCGCUCGCCGUCGACUUCGCCAUGGCCAUGGCCACGCGGCUGCUCUUCGGCGCCGCGCUCGCCGGCGCCUUCCUCGCCCUCUACGUGGCCCGGCUGGAGCUGUGCGAGCCGCCGCAGCGGCUGCCCGUCACCGCGGUCGCCGCCUUCUUCUGGAUCGCGGGGGAGCUGCUGCUGCCGGCGCUGGCGCUGCUGUGCCGCGAGUGGCGGGUGCUGCAGGGCGCCGUCACCCUCGUGCUCGCCCUGCUCGCGGCCUGCUGGUGGUGCCCGGCGCUGCUGCUGGAGUCGCCGCGCUGGCUCCUGGCCACGCAGCAGCUGGAGCGGGCGCGGAAGACGCUGCAGGCGCUGGCCGAGAGCGGCGGCGACGACGGCUGCGGCCACGAGCGGCUCYGCGCAGAGCUGGAGUCGCUGGCGCAGGCGUCCCCGCAGCCCCGCUACCACGCGGUCUGCGACAUCUUCAGCACCCGCGUCAUCUGGAAGAAYGGCGUCAUCCUCGGCUUCAGCGCGUUCAUCGGCUCGGGCAUCCGGCAGUGCUUCAGCCGCAACCUGGCCCCGCACCUGCCCCGCUUCCUGCACUCCUACUUCGUGCUCGUGGGCACCGAGGCGGCCGCCUGCGCCUUCGUGAGCGUCACGGCCGAGCGGUUCGGGCGCCGCGCGGUGCUGCUGCUCUGCACCGUGCUCACCGGCAUCGCCUCCCUGCUGCUGCUCGCGCUCACCCAGUACCUGCUGGAGCUCAUCGUGCUCACGCUGUCGGUCGUGGGCGUCACGGCCUCGCACGCCGUCACCAUGCUCAGCAUCUUCUUCGCCAGCGAGGUGCUGCCCACCGUGGUGCGGGGCGCGGGGCUGGGCCUCGUGGUGGGCGCCAGCUUCGUGGGCAAGGCGGCCGCCCCCAUCACGGCGGUCGCCAGCAGCCGCGGCUUCUUCCUGCACCACGUGGUGUUCGCCUCCUUCGCCAUCCUCUCGGUGCUCAGCAUCAUGCUGCUGCCCGAGAGCCAGGGCCGCCGCCUGCCGCAGUCGCUGCAGGACGGCGAGGGCCAGCGGCGGCCCCCGCUCUUCCGCCGCCCCCGCCGCGACGACCACGUGCCGCUGCUGGCCCCCCCGCCCGCCCCCCCGGCCCCCCGCUACGCCCCCCACGAGACGUAG
Molecule: messenger RNA, 1314 nt
Organism: Nothoprocta perdicaria
Lineage: Eukaryota; Metazoa; Chordata; Aves; Tinamiformes; Tinamidae
Gene: SLC22A31
Product: solute carrier family 22 member 31
Exons: 9
Coding region: 1-1314 (437 amino acids)
Biological process (GO): transmembrane transport
Cellular component (GO): membrane
Molecular function (GO): transmembrane transporter activity
Source: RefSeq, a predicted model, not a curated record